Molecule: messenger RNA, 3394 nt
Organism: Oryzias latipes (Japanese medaka)
Lineage: Eukaryota; Metazoa; Chordata; Actinopteri; Beloniformes; Adrianichthyidae
Product: CD166 antigen homolog A
Biological process (GO): cell-cell adhesion
Cellular component (GO): plasma membrane; cell-cell junction
Molecular function (GO): cell adhesion molecule binding
Source: RefSeq, a predicted model, not a curated record
AAUUACCUGUUCUAGCAGAACUGAUGCGAGCGCGAGUUUGCGAGCACGUGCCACGUAGGCUGGAAGAAAACUGAAACUACUACCAGGCGCGCGAGGACAAAUAAUUCUUUACAUCUGAUAAAAGAGCACGGUGUUUUUGUUUUUGUUUGUUUGUUUGGUUGUUUACCUUGAAAUUUGACGGAGGAUCUGACAGACCCGCGAGGAUGCACUUGUUGUCAGCCAGAUGCGCUUGUGCGCUGCUAAUCCAGGCGCUCUUCUUUUGCCAAGUCAAAUGUAUGCCGAGUGUUCGCGGCAUGUACGGGGAAACCAUAGAGAUUCCCUGCGACCCAUUCAUCCAAACAGAAAACACCAUGAUGAUCAAAUGGAAAUAUCAAAAAACAGACGGGUCUCCACAGGAUCUGAUAGUCAAAAGCAAAGACCAGGACCCCCUAAUCUCCGUCCCCGACGCACUCAAGCAUCGUGUGAGCAUGGUGGCCAACUCCAGCCUGCUGCUGUCUGGCGCCAGGCUGACCGACCAAGGGACUUUCACCUGCAUGGUGGUGACCACUGCUAACAUUUUUGAACACCAAAUUAAACUGGAGGUUCUAAAGUCGCCUGAAGGCCUGGAGAUAUUUGACAAGGCAGAGGAGCUGGAGAUUGGCAAACUCACUAAGCUGGGAGUGUGUACUGCAAAGAAUGCGAACCCAGCUGCAGAAAUCAUGUGGUUAAAGAACAACCAAGCUCUGAUGGAUGACGGGAAAGGGAUUUUCAUUACAAAGGAUGUGAAGGUAGACCUCGGUACACUCUUGUCGACCACAACCUCCACUCUGAAGUACUCCGCCCAGAAGGAAGACGACGGCGCUGUGUUCACCUGCCGCGCUAAGCACAUUGUGGGAGAGCCCAUAACUUCUUCGAUUACUCUAAACGUCACCUACUCCCCGGAAACUGUCGAACUUCUCGUCACUCCUCAGGAUCCUCUUGUGGAAGGAGAUAACAUGACUCUGAAGUGUGUGGCAGAUGGAAACCCUGCUCCCACCAGCUUUAACUUUCACCUCAAGGGGGAGACAAUAAAAGUAGAAAACCAAAACGCGUUUACCAUCACAAACGUCACACGUGAUGCAUCUGGUGAAUACAAGUGUUCUCUAAUUGAUGACCGCGGACUGGAAGCCUCCAAGAACGUCACAGUCAACUACCUAGACAUUAAUUUAAGCCCCUCUGGGAGGAUUGAGAAGCUUGCUGGCAAAGCGCUGGAAGUAACUCUUCAGAUUUACUCUUCCGCUGCACAUAGCGUUUCAUGGAAAAAGAAUAACCGCAUUUUGGACAACGAGCCAAAGUUCCCCAAGAUCGCUUACUCUGACUCUGGCGUCUACGAGUGUGAGGUGGCGUUGGGACCCCUCAGCCGGAAAGCAUCUUUUGAGCUUGUUGUCCAAGGUGCUCCGGUUAUCAGCAGUUUGUCCAAACACAGCAGUGACGACGGCAAAUACAAAGUCCUCACUUGUGAGGCCGAAGGAUUCCCAAAGCCAGCAGUUACCUGGAACAUCAACGGCACUUUGAUUACUGAAAGUCCCUUCAGCAACGGAAAGAUAAUCCAGAAGUUUGCAGUUGUGCCAUCUGAAAACCUCACCGUCCAAUGCACAGUGUCCAACAAGUUUGGCAGUGAUUCGAAAUCUAUCGAUGUGCUUCCUUUAUUAAAGGAUGUGACAUUCAAAUACCAAGACACGCAUGUGAGCAGAGAUCAAACCAAGCUGGUAGUUGGAGUUGUGCUGGGCCUCCUCGUCGCCACUGUGCUCAUUGGCCUGGCGUACUGGCUUUACUUGAAGAAAUCCAAGCAAGGAAGCUGGAAGACUGCAGAGAAUGAAAACGGUUCCUCUGAGGAGGAGAAAAAGCUGGAGGAGAAAGUGGAGGAGAACAGUCAGAAAGCUGAAGUGUAAAGAAAAGCUGUCCAUUCUAUAAAUGGGGAAGUGAGAGUGAGAACAUAGAACUUUUGCACAUUUCUGUCCUGAGCGUGGGAAUAAGAGUGUGCAUUUGGACGAAGACAGCUUGGUUUCAGGGAGACUUCUAGAAAAAAACAUAUCCACACAUUCUCUAUGCUCCACAACUCCUCACCCCCCCCAUUUAUGAAAAGAAUAAAAAAAAUGGAAUGGAUAUUGUGUGUGAUAUACAUAACUCGUCUGCACUACUGAAGCCUGUGUAAAACUUGUCUACUUUUAGGAUUCAUGUCAGUUAGAAUGGAUUUUUUGGGGAAAGUGUGAAGAUUCAGAUCUUUUUCUUUAGCUGUCUUUAGUUGAUGCAAAUAAAGUUUUAAACUAGACCAGUUGCCUUCUCUGUAAGGAUGUGUAGUUCUGCAUUAGUCUGCCCCCACCCCACACAAACACUUUCCCCACGUCUUAUUAGUUGAAUCUCUGUGAAGCCACCUCUGCUUCAACAUCAGUAUACAGUAGUAGUAAACGUGUUAAUUCUCCGCUCAUUAAUGUGGCGGAAAAAGUUUUCAAAUUGAGGGGAAAUUCCUGAAAGGGCUAUGGGUAUAUUCUUAUACUCAGCAUUAGUUAUAGAUGGGGACUUUUCACGUUGCUGGAUGCUGGUGAUGUUCACAAACUUCUUUGGUGUUGUAUGCAUUAACUUUUUCACUUUUUUUUGCCUUUUUAUUGUUGUGUAACCAGGAGAGUAAAUGGCAUGAAGCCUUUGUCUUUUCUUUUAUGUACUGUACAUUUGACAAAACGACAUCAAUUAGCUUUUUCUUCACUUCUGCUCGCAGAUGUUACUUUUAUCGCGUUGCCUCUCCCGUGAAUUUUCCCCGGGACCCGCAGACAUGAAAGGAUAAUUAUUGGUUUGUGCUUAGGCAGUGUUGAGGAAUGAUUGUUUAUCACAUAGCCAUAACAUCAUUUUGCAAUCCAGGACAGGAUGCGUGUCUCAAAGUAGCCUUGAUAUGUAUGCCUUCUUUCAACAUCUACCUGUAUUGCUUCCAUCAGUGAUGUGUAACCAUUUUUGGUCCAUUAGGAAAAUUUACUCAACCGAAAAAUGUAACAAGACCAGGAUGAAGUUGUGAAGUGUGUGAAUGUAAUUUUCUUUUCUUUUUUUUAUUUCUUUUACUAUUUUUUUGCUAUUUAUAUUGUACAAGAUUAAAUAUCCUGCUAGAUUUUCUGUUUAUUUCAAAUUGUGAUAAAUUGCUUGCAGAAAGUGUAAUUUGCUUCUGUCACCAGUAGUUUGCUCAGCGUCUGGUCAAGUAAUAUUCCAAGCAUGUGAUAAUCUCAGACCUCUGAGCUUCUGUCUACUUUGUGGAAAACAACAACAACAAAAAAACAUCCAAUUGGAAAAAUCGACCAAAGAAAGUGAACAUUGCCAUGCAAGUAUUGUAAAUAUCUGAUGUUUGUUUUUGUACUUUUGUUUAAAAUAAAAUGUAAAUUUGGAAAAGUUA